GACAGUAGGAGAUGCGUAAACGAGGGGAAAUGGCGGCGCAAAAUUUCCUACCGCUGCGGAACAAGCAAUUCCGACCAAAAAUCUAGAACUCCAUUAUCGCCGCCUAGCCUUCCCAAACACCCAACGCCGUUGCAGCUGACCAGUUUCCACUGCAGAUUUCCAGCCGCUUCCCCUUAUUAGGUACCAAAUAGGUGAUGACUGGCAGAUUCAGAACAUCUUUUUCUUGCAAAACAUAUCCACCACUGAUGCAAAGUUAAGGUUGCGUAAGCAAAAGAUGGAAUAAGUUGGUGUUAGCCUUAUCUGCCAUUGGUGAUCAAACGUAAGCUAAAAAGGAGGAUGAGUUAUCAUUAUGUUUUUUUCUUUUCAGAUACUAAACUGAUAAUUGAAUGGUUCGUCUAAUAAAAACAAUCUCUUUCUAUUUUUGAUGUUGGUAAUCAAAAGAAGUAAGGCAAAAAGAGGAUGGGCUAUCAUUAUGUUUUUUUUAUUUUUGGUUACUAAAUUGAAAUUUGAACGAUUGGUUUAACAAAAUUAUUCUCUAGCUGUUUACAAACGUAAAGUUGCAUAGGUGUUGACAUUGAGAUCCGAACAUAAUAAGGAUUAUAUAGGCUUUUGGUGGUGUCGUUGUCUUUCAAUUAUGUUAUGCUUGGCUCCACUUUUCAUGUUUGCUAGAACUAAAGAAGGUUUGGCAUCUUAAUGUAAAUCUAUAUGAACAUACAUUUUUGAUUCACUUGGGACAAUUCUCUCAUGCUUCUAUGUAAUCAAUCCUUUUUAAAACCAAUUUCUAUCACAAAAUUCAGCACGUGUCCACAUCUAUAUAAGUUGUCCCUUUUCUCACUGCUAGGAAUCCUCAUAAGAGCAAGACCAUUAAGCAAGAACUUAGGUUCUCUUUUAACGUGAGAAGUGCCUUGCUUCUUACCUUCAGAAUUAUGGGAGAGGUAAUAGAUCUGUAACUUCCUCGGCCCAAGCUUCUGCUUCUCGCGACUUCAUCGCCUUCUUUCUUCUUCCAGAACUGCUCUGUUGCACUUCAAUUUCAUGCGUUUUCGCAGGUGAGGCGGCGUGCUAUGGGCAGUUAAUGUUGUUUCUCUGUAACCCUAGGAUACACGGCAUACAAAAGUGUCACCUGCUUCUGUUUUGGUGAAGAAACUGCAUGUUAUUGCAGCCAGGAACUCAAAAUUUCAAAAAGAAUAUACCAACAAGCAUGAAAAAGGCAGAAACUCAUUCUUGAGAAUAAGAGAAGCAAACAGACUAACAGAGGCGACUAACAGAGGUAGAUGAGCACAAGUGGUCAGACAACUCUUACCACAGAAGGUAUGGCAGGCCCCCCAAGAAGAAAUCAGCCCCAAGCACAACAACGCACAUUGCAUGAAAAUAAUCCAGGCCAAAAUUUGGACUAUCUGAAUCUAGGCUAUCCUCAUGAGAAGUGCCAAUACUGCCAUGCUAUAAUGUGGACAGAAGAACGCAACAACAGCAAGGCAAAGAACUCACCACCCACUUUCUCUUUGUGUUGCAUGGAAGGCUGGGUUUCCCUCUCCGCAUUGAAAAAUGCACCUGAGUAUCUAAGAGACCUUCUUAGCCACAAUGGAGGAAAACGUUCAGCUACCUUCCGUGAAAACAUACGGGCAUACAACUCAAUUCUUGCCUUCACAUCAAUAGGGGUGCAAAUAGAUUACGAAAUCCAUAAAACCAAAGGACCAUACGUCUUUAGAAUCAGCAGCCAAAACGGCCAUCACAUUGGUUCACUUCAUCCCCAACCAGGGAACCCCCGGAAGUUCCUCUAGCUAUAUAUGUAUGAUAACAUAACUGCAGAAGUGUCUUCUAGGAUAAAGUCACUUACGAAAGACAAACCGAACUCCAAGCUCGAUGAGACCAUUCUCUCAAGCCUAAUAACAAUGCUUGACAGGGAGAAUUGUUUGGCAAAAACAUUCCGAAUGGCACGACACAGAAUGAAAGAAAAUGAAGAUAUACAGCAAAACAUUCCGAAUGGCACGACACAGAAUGAAAGAAAAUGAAGAUAUACAGCUGCAACUACAUCUCUUAUCAGAUCGCACACCUCUUAACUCUUAAGACUUACACUCAUAUUUUUAGAGAAGCUUUAAUUUAGUCCUCUUAUAUUUAAAAUGUUUUUUGUAAUGUAUAAACUUUAAUAUUACUUUUUAAAAACACGUGAACUAAAUGGUGAAAAUUAAC
Molecule: messenger RNA, 2187 nt
Organism: Cuscuta campestris
Lineage: Eukaryota; Viridiplantae; Streptophyta; Magnoliopsida; Solanales; Convolvulaceae
Source: the annotation of a GenBank genome assembly